ACAGAUCCCUUGGUCACAAGACAUCAACAGCAGGUUAUUAUCAGUGGAACAGAUGACCUCACAGAUAAUGGAAGACCAAGGGGCCAACACUACUGUCAAUAUUGUUCCAAGUCCUUCAACUACAGCAAUGACCUAGAACGUCACAUUAGAAUUCACACUGGCGAGAAACCAUUUGCUUGUCCAUACUGUCCAUAUCGUGCUACUGUUAAAGGAAACUUGAGCCAACACAUAAGAACUCACACUGGAGAAGAGCCUUUUGCAUGUUCAUUUUGCCCAUACCGUGCAAAGACCAGCAGUAACCUGAAGACACACAUUUUCCAUAAACACGGAAAACAUUGAAUCUGUAAAUCUUUAAUAAAAAUUUGGAAUUUUGUA
Messenger RNA from Homarus americanus (American lobster), 375 nucleotides. RefSeq names its product early growth response protein 1-like. NCBI's taxonomy places the organism in Eukaryota, Metazoa, Arthropoda, Malacostraca, Decapoda, Nephropidae. Gene Ontology annotation, molecular function: DNA-binding transcription factor activity, RNA polymerase II-specific; RNA polymerase II cis-regulatory region sequence-specific DNA binding. The record is from RefSeq and is a predicted model, not a curated record. Gene Ontology annotation, biological process: regulation of DNA-templated transcription.